Messenger RNA from Oreochromis niloticus (Nile tilapia), 1452 nucleotides. RefSeq names its product olfactory receptor 13C2-like. Bases 207 to 1133 code for a protein of 308 amino acids. Gene Ontology annotation, biological process: G protein-coupled receptor signaling pathway; detection of chemical stimulus involved in sensory perception of smell. The record is from RefSeq and is a predicted model, not a curated record. Gene Ontology annotation, cellular component: membrane. The transcript has a single exon. Gene Ontology annotation, molecular function: odorant binding; G protein-coupled receptor activity; olfactory receptor activity. NCBI's taxonomy places the organism in Eukaryota, Metazoa, Chordata, Actinopteri, Cichliformes, Cichlidae.
ACUCUUCUUCAAUCCACAUACAUAUGAUUCACUAUAUGCAUUUGAUUGAUGAGUGUACUUGUAUUUGAAGUUGAGAUAUCUUUAAAAGAAUAAUACAGGCAACACAGGUUGCAUGUUAGUGCAAUUUAGAUUUUUUUCUUCAUAUAUACUGUUUCUGUUGCUAAACAUCUGUUUUGUAAUUAAAACCUUUAUUUUUUUUAAAAUUCAUGGAUGAGGAGUUAAAUACCACCUAUGUAACUCUAGAUGGAUACAUUGAAGUUAACAAGUACAGAUAUGUUUAUUUUUGUAUUAUCUUUACAUUAUACAUUAUAAUAAUCUGCAGUAAUUCUACCAUCAUGUACGUGAUCUGGAUUCAUAAAAAUCUUCAUGAGCCUAUGUACAUUUUCAUUGCAGCUUUGCUAUUGAAUUGUCUCCUUUACAGCACAACUAUUUACCCAAAACUUCUGAUUGACUUUUUAUCUGAAAAACAAGUCAUAACAUAUUCAGCCUGUCUCUUUCAGUUUUUUAUAUUUUACACCCUAGGUUGUUCAGAGUUCUUUCUCUUGGCAGCCAUGGCCUAUGACAGAUAUGUGGCUAUUUGUAAACCUCUUGAAUAUCCAACUAUCAUGAACAAAACCACUGUGAGCAUUUUCCUGGUUGUAUCUUGGCUUAUACCUGCUUUUCAUAUUGCAGUCCAAGCAAUAGCGAGUGCUGAAGCAACACUGUGUAACUUUAACUUAAAGGGAAUAUUUUGUAAUAAUGCAGUUUACACUCUUCAGUGUGUAAGGUCAAGAUUAAUUAUUGUAUUUGGAGUUGUUGGUUUAAUAGAUCUUAUAAUACUUCCUCUGCUCUUCAUAGUUUUCACUUAUACAAACAUUUUUAUCAUCUCAUAUCAAAGUUGUAAAGAAAUUAGGAAGAAAGCUGCAGAGACCUGUUUACCCCAUCUCUUGGUUUUGAUCAGUAUUUCCUGUUUAAGUAUCUAUGAUGUAAGCAUAGCUCGAGUGGAAUCAGAUUUUCCAAAAAUUGCUCGAUUGCUGAUGACAUUACAAAUAGUGCUCUAUCAUCCAUUGUUUAAUCCAUUCAUUUAUGGGCUCAAAAUGAAGGAAAUCUCUAAACAGCUAAAAAGAUUCUUUUGUCAUGCCAGAAUUAUUUAAUGUAUUAACUCUAAUUGAAACAUUUAUGUUGUAGUUAUACUGCUCCACAAUGAAAGGAGACUGAGUUUUUCUGUAGGUUCUAAUAAUUACAGCCCUAACAUGGUAAUCGGCCUUUUCAAAGAAUACAUAUUUAAGAAAAAUAAAUCACAUUAAUGUAGACAUGCUUUCAUUGCUGUCUUCCUCACAAUUCUUUUUCAUUUUUGAAGUUGUAUGUUGUCGUACUGAAUACACUACAUAUGUAAAUAAGAUAUAAUGCCUACAGUUUCAGAGCUGGAGAGUUUUGGUAAGUUCCACACCAGAGGUUUUAAUGAAGCAUUUA